Messenger RNA from Eriocheir sinensis (Chinese mitten crab), 952 nucleotides. RefSeq lists its product as uncharacterized. Gene Ontology annotation, molecular function: dioxygenase activity. NCBI's taxonomy places the organism in Eukaryota, Metazoa, Arthropoda, Malacostraca, Decapoda, Varunidae. The record is from RefSeq and is a predicted model, not a curated record. The annotation marks the transcript as partial. The transcript has 4 exons.
GUGGUGGUGGUGAUAGUGGUGGUUAUGAAGAUAGUGAAUUGAAGGUGAAACGAAUGUAAGAAUGGUGAUGAGGAACUUAAAUUCGCCUGCACCACCACCAUCAUCACCACCACCACUACCCAGCACCACCCCCACCACCACCAUCACACACACCACCCCUACCACCACCACAACCACCGCGUCCUCUCCUUCCUAGCCUUCGAGAUCGGGCCGAAGCAGGGGAAGCCGAAGGAGGGACUCAUAUCGCUGGAGGAGAAGUUCAUCAUCGAGGACAACCAAUGGCCUCUAGAGUCUAGAGGAAUCCGAGGAGGGCAGGAACUUCAGGACAUGGAUGGAGGUCUACCACGAGAAGAUGACCGAGGCUUCGCGGGAGCUGCUGAGCCUGAUCGCGGAAGGUUACGGAGCACCCAGCGACUUCUACGCCGACAUCUUCAGGGAUCCGCAUCUCUCCACGCUCCGGCUCAUCCGCUACCCGGCCAGACCCAACCCGACAUAUGAAGCCCGUGACGGUGACGCGGUGAUCCAGACGGCCGAACACCAGGACACCACGAAGGUCACGCUGCUGGCCACCUUUGCCGAGUACCCGGGGCUGCAGGUUCGCUGGUGGAAGGACGACUCCAUCAUCGACGUGACGCACAAACCCGGCCACCUCGUCAUGAACAUCGGCCAGCUGCUCUCCUACACCAGCGGCGGGGCUCUCAAGGCUACCAAACACCGCGUGAUCGACUGCUGUGGUGAUAGGCUGUCCGUCCCAUUCUUCCUGGGGCCACGGUUCCACGCCAACGUGAACGUGGUCCUGCCAGGGUGCGAGCAGAGGGAGAGUCAGCCCAAGUACUACGGCCACUGGCUCUUGGAGGGGAUCAGAAAGUGGGCCGAAUACAAGGAUCUCUGCAGGCGAAUCGAAACACGGACCGCGAAGACACUGUAUGAGGGAGAAGAAGAUGAGGAUGAA